AGUACUUUACGAAAUUUUUCCUCUCAUACAGUUAGAUGUUAUUUAAUUCCACUAUUUAAAAUACCAAAAUUUGUUGUAUGCUGUCUUUAUUUUCGUUUUAUUGUGCGGAAUUUGUGUAUUGAGUUGUUCCAAGAACCAGAUGGAGAAGUUGCAUCGAAAUGUUACCUCGCCAGUCCACGAAUUUUGUACGUGAACUGCUAUCGAGCAAUUACUAUCCUACCUCAAAUCCGAAGCUAAAUACCGUUGGAUUAGAGGAAAGACCAGUAUUCCGAAGAAAUUUCAAGCUACUCCGUGAAGAGUCACAAGAUAAGCAUGUUUCGGCAGAGGAAAAAACCACACGGCAUUAUCGAAGGUAUUUUAAGGGAGCUGGAUCGCGACUUACCUUUGACAGCGCGAUGCGAGACAAUGACCUGGAUAACGACUCCAGGGAGUUUUCCGAUUUGGAGUCGUCGAUUAUCGAGGAACAUGGAGGGAGCAGUAAGGCAGUUAAGCCAGGAGAGCAAAUGGUAUGACUACGAUGUCGAGAUCAAUGAACAUCUCUGGUCACUUUGGGGUGGACUCCAUCCCAGUGCCACCUGCUUUGAGAUCCAUUUAAGGGGUCGACAGACCUUGGCCUGUUGUGUCGUCGCCUGUUGCGCGGCGAGCAGCUUUCGGAACCUUGGGGAAUGGACUCCAAAGUUUCUUGAUGCCAUUGUCGUUAAUGGGGAUAAAUAUUAUAGAGAGAGUCUCAUGCAACGCCAGAGCUGUGAUCUUAAGUUGGAUUUUGGGGAUCUGUCGCUAGAGUGCGACUUCCAGGACAUUCACUUCAUGGUCCAAGUUCAGUUGGCGUGUUACGGGCAACUCUAUAGUGCCCCUACCUCCAAUACAAUGGGUCUCUUUGAGGCCCUAAAUUACUUCUUCACUCGAUACAAAUGGGGCAUCCUAGAUUGCCAGCAGCGUUACCUUGCCUUUGGUUAUUCUUCUAAUCGGGAUGGAGGUUAUUUCCUCUACGAUUGUGAUUGGGAUAAACCCAUUUUUCCAGAUGACAUGGGUGCUACUUACGUACUGCGUGUCAAGCAGCUUUUCCUGCUUCUGUACUGCAUAGUUGUUACCCUCAAUGUGCGUCAGAGAAACGUUAACUUUCAACUCUUUAGCGUCGACAUAAAUCGCAUUACGGGACAGCAUGGAAUGAAGAAGCACUUUAACUAAAGAUCGGAACAGUAGUACGUCUCUAAAUGUGCAGAGUGUUAGAGGCAAAUAAAUAAGGUUACAAAA
Molecule: messenger RNA, 1254 nt
Organism: Drosophila innubila
Lineage: Eukaryota; Metazoa; Arthropoda; Insecta; Diptera; Drosophilidae
Exons: 1
Coding region: 313-1188 (291 amino acids)
Source: RefSeq, a predicted model, not a curated record